Messenger RNA from Solea solea (common sole), 5288 nucleotides. It is a transcript of the gene wapla, whose product is annotated as WAPL cohesin release factor a. Gene Ontology annotation, biological process: regulation of chromosome condensation. The record is from RefSeq and is a predicted model, not a curated record. The transcript has 20 exons. The coding region runs from base 314 to 3892 and encodes 1192 amino acids. Lineage: Eukaryota; Metazoa; Chordata; Actinopteri; Pleuronectiformes; Soleidae.
UCGCUAGAAUGCGAGGAGGGAGGGACAUUUUAAUGGCCGUCGGUUGCACUAGAAAAUGCAAAAUGUCCAGAUUAUUUACUUUAUAAAAACUCUAGUAGCAACGGGUGCAUUGAAGAUAAUUUUAUCUCGUGAAUAACAUUGUGCUAGGGGAUAUAUUCAGGAUAUAGACGAGUUUCUAGUGUUGUUUCUACAGCGUUGAACGGACUUUACCCGCUUCAUUUGUAUGACAGGCCUAGCCGGUUGGCUAAAAAACAAGCGGCCAGGUAGCUGAAUCGCAUGAGUUGAAAGGGAAUAUGUAACAUAAAGUAUCAACAUGACAUCCAGAUUUGGCAAAACGUACAACCGGAAGGGUGGGGAGGCUAACUCGAAAUUUGAAGAGGUCUUCUCCAAUAAAAGGUCUACUCUGACAACCAAAUGGGGGGACACCACCUACAAGGCUCAGCUGGGAGCCAAAAGGCCAAUGCUGAAAACUGAUGUUGCAGAGCUUUCCAAGAGGCCAAGGCUUGAGGAUAGCGACAGUGAAGAAGACCCAUUUGGGUUUGACAGUGAUGAUGAGUCCAAGACUGUGACCUCUCACAGUGUAUCCCAGGUGAAAGUCAAUGAAGGUGAUGGGGCUAAGAAAGCUGCAGUACAGAGUGGUGGGACAGCCACUGCUGUGACAUCUGCACAGACUUCUGCAAGCUCAGUGGCUACUACAUUCACAAGCAAGCAAACCUUUGAGGACAAGGUUGUUAAAAAUAAUCAGCCCAGGUUCAAAAGCACACCAGAUGGCAACCAGAAACCUACAUGCAUGACCUAUGUCACAAACAAAGUGCCCUCUGAUAGUCAGAAUGUCUUAGCAUCCCAGAGGCCCAUCUCUUCCUCUUCCAGUAUUGAUGCCUCCUUUAAACUGUCCACUGAUGCACCAGGUGAUGGCAGGGACUUCCAAACAGCUUCCUCCUAUGAUGGGUUGCCAUCAGAAGAGAUGACAAGCGCUCACCUAGAGCCUUCCACUGAGCCCCCACCACAACCAGUGGACAACAUUCCCCCAUCCCCUUUCACUCUAAGGGCCUCUAACUGUAAGAAAUACCAGCGGCCUACCCGAUCAAGCAAAACAUCCUCUGAACAUGCUGAAAACAGUGAUAUGCCCAGUGAAACAGUCAGUGCCCCAAAUCAACCCAACAGUGUCCUUUCUGCUAGUGGAAGUAGUACUGCCACUAAACCAGCAGCCAAGCCACCAGGCAGGGGUGGUGGGAGGGUGCGUGAUUACACAGUUCUGCACCCUUCCUGUCUAUCAGUCUGCAAUGUCACUAUUCAGGACAAGAUAGAACGGAGCACGGAUGAACUGGUCACUCCAGCUGCUCCUGCUGAAGUUGGAGAGGCAGGCCAGAUGAAGAAGAAGUCAGAUGCUCCACCACCUAAACCUACAAGAUUCCGAACCACCCAGACAAAGACGAAGAAGACCAAGGCCGAGAGCAAGCUAGAGUUCUUUGGCUUUGAAGACAAAGAGGACCAAGUGGGCGAGGACGGUUCAGAUGGUAGCAUGGUGGGCAAGAGUAAUUACAAGAUCAAGUACUUUGGCUUUGAUGACCUAAGCGAGAGUGACAGUGACAGUGAUGAUGACAGCACUCAUGCCAAGGAGAAGAAGGCCAAGAAGGCGGCUGUAGCCUUGGCUGCUCUAAGCUCCAGUGUGGACAGCCCUCAUACCAGUGACUCUCAGGACAGUCAGGCCAGCAGCAACACAGAUGCUUUUGACUACUCUGAUGACUCCAGUCCUGGUGGCGCUGACAUACAGAAAGGACGCUCAGGGAAACAGGGUGAUAAAUACACUGGCAGUGGACUGAAAAAGAUCUUCAGUGGACCCAAAAAGUCACCUGCUAAAGCAGUAUAUAAUGCUCGCCACUGGAACCAACCUGAACCACAAGAGAUACCGGUGCCUCCCCUCUCUCGAUCUCAAACCGCCCCAGCCAUUUUAUCGAGCAGCGGCGGCAGCAGCAGCAGCAGCAGCAGUAGUAGCAGCAGCAGUAAGGACAGCAACUCCCAUAAAGAUGACGGCCUAUUCAAAGCCCCUCCACCCCCGCCCAAAGUCAUUAAGUCAGAGACCAUCCCCACACGACUCAACCAGGAUAUCGUCACGGCACUAAAAUGCAGAAAGGAGCACAAGGAGCUGUACACGGUGGUGCAGCAUGUAAAGCACUUCAAUGAUGUGGUGGAGUUCGGAGAGAAUCAAGAGUUCACAGAUGACUUUGAGUACCUGGAGACGGGGUUGAAGAGCACUCAGCCACUCAACACAAGAUGCCUUAGUAUUAUCAGCUUGGCUACAAGGUGCGCCAUGCCAGGUUUCAGGAUGCACCUGCGGGCUAGAGGAAAAGUGGCACAGGUUUUCAAAAUGCUCAGUGAUGCACCACAGCAUCCGAACCUCGGUCUGUGCACGGCUUCCUUGAUGUAUAUUCUGAGUCGGGAUCGACUUAACAUGGAUCUGGAUAGAGCGUGUCUGGAGCUAAUGAUCAAGCUGCUGGAGCUAGACCAGGAGUACUCGGCUCACCAGGAUCAGCUCACAGCAAAAGAGGUUGCAAAGGUCAAGGAGAAGAUUAGGAAGCUGUGUGAGACUGUGCACAACAAGCAUCUCGACCUAGAAAACAUAACGACUGGCCACCUUGCCAUGGAGACAUUACUGUCUCUUACCUCUAAGAGAGCUGGUGAUUGGUUCAAAGAAGAACUGCGGCUACUGGGUGGUUUGGAUCAUAUUGUAGACAAAGUGAAAGAGUGCGUGCAGAAUCUGAGCCAAGAGGAUGACAAGGAGAACCUCGUAGCAUCUUUAUGGGGGGCCGAGAGAUGUCUGAGAGUGCUUGAAAGUGUAACAGUGCAGAACCCAGAAAACCAGCGUUACUUAAUUGCGUACAAGGACUCUCAACUCAUUGUCUCCUCUGCCAGGGCUUUGCGUUACUGUGAGGAUAUGAUCCAGCGGUACAGCAGGGCAUUAAACAACAGCUCCCUGUCAUCGUCUGGUGCAACACUGCCCCACUGCAGCUUCAGUAACGUGGGCAAGGCCGUGGAGGACUGUAUGCGGGCUAUCAUAGGAGUGCUACUUAACCUUACUCAUGACAAUGAGUGGGGCAGCACUAAAACAGGGGAGCAGGAUCAGCUGAUAGUGACUGCUCUGAAUUGCAUCCUUCGAGUCCCUCGGUACAUUCCCCAGGAGCAGCGUUUUGACGUGCGAGUACUGGGUCUUGGUCUGCUAAUAAACCUUGUUGAGUACAGCUCAAGAAAUCGCCACUACCUGGUGGACAUGGAGUACACCGUUGACAACAGCUGUCUGGAAGACAGCCUUAUUCAGCCUGCUGACCCAACACAGUCGGACACAGUGGCAGAGUUGGCACCUCCAAGCACAGCUGAAGCUCAGGGAGAAGACGGCGACCAGGCCCAAACCUCUGGUGCUCUAGCUGCACUUGUGAAGUUCUUCCUGGAGAGAGAGCGUGCUGCCAUUUUGGCUGAAGCCAAAACUGAUGACCUCAUCAGCGAAGCACCGAAGCCUGCACUGGACAAAAGCGGAGAGUGGAAGGAGACGUCUGGUGAGAUCCAGUGGGUGGCGUCUGAAACCAGCGACCAGAGCCAACCCGAGAAGAAAGAGGAAGAGGAUGAAGAGUUGGACCUAAAUAAAGCUCUGCAGCACGCGGGUAAACAUAUGGAGGACAGCAUCGUUGCCUCCUACACGGCUCUGCUGUUGGGCUGUCUGUGUCAGGGCAGCCAGAUAAAUGUGACUACUGUGAGAACACAUCUACCAAAAGGGGAUUUCUCCAUCAUGACAGAAAUGCUUAAGAAAUUCUUGAGUUUCAUGAACCUCACGUGUGAAAUGGGCUCCACGGGACAAAAGUCCAUCUCGCGGGUCAUUGACUACCUGGAGCACUGUUAACAGACAGCCAGACAGCGGACUCACACUCCGACUGCACAGAAAAGGGAUCCCAGGCUGUUCUGGUACCUCUGCAUAACACGAGCGACAAGGAGUCACUGGAGUCUAAGCAGCUUUCCCGUGUCUUCGCGUGAUCCUGCGAUCACUCUGAAUUUUCACCGAUAGAUACUCUGGUGUGCAUUUAAAUGCACAAAUGCAAAACAUGCAAGUACAAAAGUGACACUUCCUCUCUCAACCAAAGCCCCUGCUUAACUCACAGAUGUGCUGAUUCUUCUCGUUCCACUCGUCUAAUGUGGCAGUGAAGAGUCAGAUAAACUCGAAAGGUUCAGGAUUCACUCCUCAGGAAACUGGGAAUCGGGUAGAGGCCUCCGAGUGCUCCAAAUGCGGAAUGUCAAACACAAAGAGGGAAUCGAAGCGGACGUCCUUUUGAAAUGUCCUGAAAUAGGUUUGAGGGCAACAGGCCACGGGGUUGGAGCCUCCUGUCUAUUGUCAGGUCUCCGCUCUCUGUCGCUCAGCUGGAGCACGAACCUUUGAAUCACAUUUCAUGGACGAUUACAUUUUAAUCUCUGCUCAUCUAUGUCAACGCCAAGGGUGAAAUCAUUGAUUCGCAUGGAAACAAUCAUUUUCAUGGAUGUGUUGGUGACAUCUCUGUUCUUAAACUUGUGUGAAAUGAUUUUUUGCACACAUGCAUCUAGUUUAGCUAUGUGUUUGCAGUUGGUUUGAAUGUUUUAAGGGAAAGAGUCUUUUUUUUUUUUUUUUGGUUCUGUUUUUCCAGCUUUGAUUUUAAUGUUUUCAUUGUACUCAUUCAUUUUUAGCAAACUUUGUGAGUUAGACGAGGAGAUAGGAGUUCUCAUGUUUUUAGAUUUGUUUUGUUUUUUAUCUCGAGGGCAUUUUAUUUUUCCACCCAGGUUAUGAAUUGCUUUUAACAAAAUUAGGGCUGUGUGUUGAGCCGGCUUUGAUAGGAUUUUCUUGAUUUGACAGGUAAUGGAAAGUGGGAAACUACACACUUUCAUGAAUUUUGGGUUUGUUUAGAUAAUAUACAUUCUAAUUCAUUCAACAGUUUGUAAUUACAGUAUGCAUAUGAUGAAUUUCUCACAAGGAAUUGAUGGUUGUGCUUCCCCCGUUGAAUUUAUCAUGAAGUUAUUUUUUAAUGUAUUUAAUUUAAUGCUUUUUUUUUUGUAUUUUUAUUUCUCCUUUGUAAAUGGAAAGUCUUUACCUCAUGACAUAGCAUUUGUGUGUAAACUUUCACAUCAUGAUUCAUUAUAAUAUACCCCAUGAGACACCGCUCAGUGGUUGGACAGAUAUGUAUAGUAAUCACAGAUUUAACCGGCUUAAUUAAUAUUGUUUGGGCCUCAAACCACAUCAAAUUUCAAUAAAACGUGCAUUCAUUUACAUGGGA